Molecule: messenger RNA, 894 nt
Organism: Lycium ferocissimum
Lineage: Eukaryota; Viridiplantae; Streptophyta; Magnoliopsida; Solanales; Solanaceae
Product: late embryogenesis abundant protein At1g64065
Exons: 1
Coding region: 116-778 (220 amino acids)
Cellular component (GO): plasma membrane
Source: RefSeq, a predicted model, not a curated record
CUGUUCACCUUCCAUCUCUAGACUCCCUUAUAUAUAUAUGUCCAUAACACAUUAAACAAGAGCAAAAGAAACACAAUUAAAUUUGGUUCUUCUUAGCCUUUUUCAAAGCCAAUUCAUGGCGCAAAAUAGCAAAAUCAUCCCUCUUGCACCACCAAGAAAAUAUCUCAACAGUGAUCAAGAGAUGAAUCUCAGUAAACCUAUCAAUUUUUACAACAACAACAAGAAUCAAAGAAGCAGCAAGUGUUUCGUGCACUUCCUAUCUACUAUCGUCUUAAUAAGCAUAGUCAUGCUAAUUUUCUCGAUGAUAUUUUUGCGUUUCAAAUCUCCAUCUUUCGAGCUCGACCUCAUCAACGUGCAAAAUCUUCGAUUUACAAAUUCUACCAAUUCGUCUUCGUUUAGCAUGAUCAUGGGAGCUGAAAUCAUCGUAGACAAUGAAAACCUUGGUCGAAUUAAUUUUCAAGAUAGUAGCUUGAGUGUUUUUUUGUACGAUAAUAUUACGAUUGGUUUUGCGAACAUUAACGUUGGUCGGGUCGAUGCUAGGAAGUCCAAGAGAAUGGGAAUAUCAUUCCAAGUGAGAGCUAAUGAUCAAUUGAAUCAUAGUAAUUGGAAUUUGAGCACUGAUAUAAAUUCAAGAAUGGUGAAAUUGACAAGUUUUGGUGAGUUUAGGGGAAAAGUGAAGGCUAUGAAGAUUAUUAGUAGGCAUAAAAUUUCAUUGAUGAAUUGUACCAUGAAUCUAAAUUUGACAAGCCAAGCAAUCCAAGAUCUCCUCUGCAGUUGAUUUAUUUGCUUUCUUUUGUGUAUAUUUCAGCUUGAUUUAUAUUUUCUUUUUCUGACUCUUUAAUUACAAGAUUUCAUGUUUAUAAUAUAGAGAGCACACUGAAGGCUUUUUCAUAA